GAGCGCGUUCCCACAGCCCCGACUUUGUGCGGUGCGGCCCACCUGCUCCGGGGGGAGGCCCAUUGUGCCCGCGCCAAUUCAUAGGCAAUUCAGCGUGCGCUAAUGGGCUGGCGCCUUUGUGGGCCCGCGCUGCCAUUGGCCGCGAGUGUGGGAACAGCCGCUGGGCCCAGACCCCAGGCCCAGCCUAUAAAGCCGCCGCCGCGGCCCAGCACCCGCACCGCUGCCCCCACAGAAUGGCCCCCAGCACCGUGGCCGUGGAGCUGCUCAGCCCCAAGGAGAAGAACCGACUGCGGAAGCCCGUGGUGGAGAAGAUGCGCCGAGAUCGCAUUAACAGCAGCAUCGAGCAGCUCAAGCUGCUGUUGGAACAGGAGUUCGCGCGGCACCAGCCCAACUCCAAACUGGAGAAGGCGGACAUUCUGGAGAUGGCCGUCAGCUACCUGAAGCACAGCAAAGCUUUCGCAGCGGCAGCCAGCCCCAAGAGCCUGCACCAGGAUUACAGCGAGGGCUACUCGUGGUGCCUGCAGGAGGCUGUGCAGUUCCUGACAUUGCACGCCGCUGGUGACACGCAGAUGAAGCUGCUCUACCACUUUCAGCGGCCCCCAGCCUCGUCCACUGCGCUCACCAAGGAGGUCAAGGGGCCCGGCCAGGCACCCCAGGCCAGCCCCGCCAAGCCCACUGCCCGCCAGCCUGCGGGUGGCCUCUGGCGGCCCUGGUGACCCAGGGGCCUGCGUCACCACCCCCGGGAGGCCAGCCUGCCCGGGGAAACACACCUUCUCUAGAAGGUUCUCCCUGGGCUGCAGGCAACCGGGGUCAUUCUCAGAGAAUGCACGCGAGUCCUUUGGCUGGGAUGUCUGCGUCUGACCCUGCUGGGGUUGUUCAGUGUUUGCGUCUCUGCAAGCGACUUCUAGGAAGUCACCCCGCACAUGCGGGCGUCUAUGACAUUUGUAGAAGCCAGGGCCUGGCUGUAGAGGCCUUUCUGCCCGCAGGCGGGUGUGGUGCCUUUUGUGAAGGCCGGACUAGGUGCAUCCUUGUAGGAAGAGGCACAGGCUGUGGGCUCGAAGUGGGCGGUCUGGUAGGGUAGGGGCCUGUGAUCCUUACAGGAUUCCUCUG
Erinaceus europaeus (western European hedgehog) is the source of this 1110-nucleotide messenger RNA. RefSeq names its product hes family bHLH transcription factor 5 (gene HES5). The record is from RefSeq and is a predicted model, not a curated record. Gene Ontology annotation, cellular component: nucleus. Bases 234 to 716 code for a protein of 160 amino acids. Gene Ontology annotation, molecular function: DNA-binding transcription factor activity, RNA polymerase II-specific; protein dimerization activity; RNA polymerase II cis-regulatory region sequence-specific DNA binding. NCBI's taxonomy places the organism in Eukaryota, Metazoa, Chordata, Mammalia, Eulipotyphla, Erinaceidae. Gene Ontology annotation, biological process: anterior/posterior pattern specification; regulation of transcription by RNA polymerase II; regulation of neurogenesis. The transcript is spliced from 3 exons.